Paramecium sonneborni is the source of this 1023-nucleotide messenger RNA. The record is from the annotation of a GenBank genome assembly. NCBI's taxonomy places the organism in Eukaryota, Ciliophora, Oligohymenophorea, Peniculida, Parameciidae.
AUGAAAUANUUUAUUUGUUCAUGUCCUGGUAAAGUAUUAUUAGCAGGUGGUUAUGCUAUUUUAAAUCCAGAUAAUCAUGGGGUAUCAAUAGCAAUCAAUGCUAGAUUUAGAACAGAAAGAAACAAAUUAUAGGAAAAAUCCUAAAUAAUCUUUAAAAGUGAAUAAUUUUCCUAAGAAAUCAAAUAUUCUCUUACUCAAAUAAGUGAGAGUGAAAAUAUCUACUUUGAUGCAAUUUAAUAAGUUUUAUUUAAGAACCAAAUUGUUAAAGAUUCUUGGUACAUUGAAACAAAACCAGAUUAAGCAUUUUAUACAUAAAACUAAAUAAAUAAAAUCACAAAAUUAGGCUUGGGAAGUUCUGCUUGCUUAAUUGUCUCUUGUUUAGGAUAAUUUAUUAAUGAUAAUUAUUAUCUGUACGAAUUAGCUUAGUAAGCUAAUAUGAUUGCUUAAUAAAACAAAGGAUCAGGUUUUGAUAUCUCAACUGCAAUUUAUGGUAGUUAACUGUUUAGUAAGAAAGAAUUUAAACCUUUAGAUGGGCUUGAUAAAAACUAUUAAAUAUUGUUGAUUGAUUUAAAAUAGGGACAAAGUACUAUCAAGGGAAUUAAUACAAUACAAAAAUUUUUAUCUGAAAAUUAAAAAUAUAAAAAGCAUUUCUUAGAAAAGAGCGAAAAAUGUGUUCUAGAAUUAUUUGAUCUACUCAAAUAAUAGUAAUUUUCUCGAGAAAAGUUCCUAAAUAUAAAUUAGGAAUAUCGUUAUUUAUUAAGAGAAUUAGGUUUGUUGGCUAAUUAUGAAAUUGAACCUGAAAUUUCAACUGAGAUAAUCAAUUUUUCCCUUACACAGCCAUCGACAUUAUGGGGAAUCUGUCCAGGAGCAGGAGGUUAUGAUGCUAUUGCAAUCCUAUGUAAAAAUGUGACAGAAAAUGAAAUCAAUAAAAUAAAUGAGUUUGCUGUUUCAAAAGGAUUUGAAAAUUCAGUGCAUUUAUUUUCAAUUGAUAAAGGCAUUUAAAGGGAUAUCAUUAUUAUUUGA